Amoebophrya sp. A25 is the source of this 411-nucleotide messenger RNA. Lineage: Eukaryota; Dinophyceae; Syndiniales; Amoebophryaceae. The record is from the annotation of a GenBank genome assembly.
GUCGUCUGCACUUUCAAGGUGCGCUAUCGUUGUUGCUCUACUCGCCGUUUUCGCAGCAGGUACACAUAACUUCCUUCAGAACAAAACUCAGACUCUCUUUCAUCAUAUGUAUCAAUAUCUUCAAAAGUGCGGAGCAGAAUAGUGUCUGGUACAAUGAGGAUGAUUAUUUGACUUUGAAACGCCAUAGGUGCAGUGAUAGCACCAGAAGCAUCAGCCAAUGAGAGCGAAAACAAGCAUUUGAAUCCGCUUAAGCCAGGCCGUGCACGUCCAGUGGCACGGGCGAACGAGCCCCGGCGAAAAGCUCCAAUUGGCAUUGCUAAAAGGGCUUCAGGAGGUUCGUCUGCAAGUAAAAGCAUUUCUCAACAAAUCGACAAGAAAACAUCCAAGAGUCGCCAUCGGGAGAGCACUAGU